AUGCAAGACAUCGACCGCGAGAAGAAGGCUGGUCCUUCGCCGCUGCUUCCGGAUCUGCGGAGGAAUAGAACCACCACGAGACUCACUGUCUUAGCAUCAGCUAUAGCUUUCGUAGCAGCAUUGCUACUGCUGGCUAUCGCUACACCACAAAGCCUGAGAAACAGAUUAACGCCAUGGCUAAGCUACGAGCCAUCGAAGCAAGAAUGGGCACUCCCAUUGGGAGCUAAUGGAGAUGAGUACCUGCUGGGGGUAGGCAAGGCUGAUAUCACCGGCCCCUGCGUAGAGAUCAACUUGAUGGGCUAUGCCGACCCAAAUCAAAUUGGCACAGGCUUAAGGCAACGAUUGUACUCACGCGCAUUCAUCGUUGCAGACCCUUCAAGUCCUUCGGACAGGUUCAUCUACCUUGUUCUCGAUACUCAAUCCGGGGACACGGCUGUCCGUUACGGCAUCUUGUCUGGGCUCCAGCAGCUAGGACCCGAAUACGCCGACUAUGGUCAUCACAACUUAGCUGUUACCGGUACUCACUCACAUUCGGGCCCUGCGGCUUGGCUUAAUUAUCUGCUACCCCAGAUCACAAGCAAGGGCUUUGAUCAACAAAGCUACCGGGCCAUUGUAGACGGCGCUCUGCUAUCUAUCAAGAGAGCUCAUGAAAGCCUCGCACCUGGCUAUCUUAGUGUUGGGACGACUAAAGUUUUUGGCGCGAACAUCAACCGGAGCUUAUUUGCCUACCUCGCCAACCCGGAAGAUGAACGGGCGAAGUACAAUAUAAGCUCUGAAGAUGACGGAUCCGUAGAAAAGGAUUUGACUUUGCUCAAGUUUCAGAGGUCGUCUGAUGGGAAAAACAUUGGGGUCUUGACGUGGUUUCCUACCCAUGGUACUUCGGUGCUUGGCAACAAUACUCUCAUCUCUGGUGACAACAAGGGUGUGGCUGCUUACUUAUUCGAAAAGAGUGUGGUGGACGACGACACCGCCGCCGAAGGUUUCGUAGCCGGCUUCUCGCAGGCUAAUGUUGGUGAUACAAGUCCUAAUGUCCUGGGAGCUUGGUGCGAAGAUGGCACGGGGCAGAUGUGCAGCUUUGAGAACAGCACAUGCAGCGAUGGUAGAUCCCAAAAAUGCCAUGCCCGCGGACCAUUUUUCAGGGCCAACGACGAGGGCACAUCCUCGUGUUUCGAGAUUGGUAAACGCCAAUUCGAGCCUGCGAAGAAGCUAUACGAUGAAAUGAACCAGGCCUCCACCCCUAUCCGCGGGAAAUGGGUCAAAUCGUUCCAUACCUUCCACAGCAUGUCCAACUUUCAGUUUGAGCUCCCCAACGGCACGGAGGUCAGCACAUGUCCAGCGGCCUUGGGCUACUCCUUUGCUGCGGGGACAUCGGAUGGUCCUGGUGCAUUUGACUUCACGCAACACAACGGGAACCCAAACACGACGUCGCCUGUAUGGCAGGUCGUCUCUGGAAUAUUGAAAUCACCGAAUAAGGAACAAAUUGCGUGUCAUGGCGCGAAACCUAUCCUUCUCGAUGUGGGCGAGGUCUCGACGCCGUACGAGUGGACCCCUAAUGUUGUUGAUGUCCAGGCUUUCCGAGUUGGACAGUUAGUUAUCAUCGUUAGCCCAGGCGAAGCCACGACGAUGGCGGGUCGUCGGUGGAAGAACGCUGUGGCGAUGGAGGCUGAGGCGCGAUUCAGUAGUGAAGAGAACGCCGAGUCUCCUGUUGUUGUAUUGGGUGGGCCGGCGAAUAGUUACACCCAUUAUAUUACCACCGAGGAAGAAUAUAGCAUCCAGAGAUACGAGGGAGCAAGCACAUUAUACGGACCACAUACCUUAGCAGCAUACAUCAACGUCACACUAUCAUGGAUCUCCUCCCUCGCCGCCUCCUCCACCACACAACCGCCCCGCGGCCCCGAGCCCCCAAAUAACAGCAACCGCAGCCUCUCCUUCAUACCCUCCGUUAUCCGGGACGGGACGCCAUUCUUCCAGGCCUUCGGCGACGUCGUACAAGACGUCUCCGACAGCGGGAAAUAUCAGAAAGGCGAGCCCGUGACGGUGAAAUUCGUCGGCGCGAACCCCAGGAACAACUUACGCCUCGAACGGACCUACGCAGUCGUCGAGAAGCUGACGGCAGAUAAGUGGCAGGUCGUCCGUGAUGAUGCGGAUUGGCACCUCGUCUUCCGAUGGCGCCGAGUCAGCGAGUUGCUCGGCACGAGCGAGGUCGCUGUCACGUGGGAGACGGUCGACCCGUGGGCUGAGGCCGGGACGUAUCGCAUCAAGUACUUUGGGAGCGCCAAGAGCUUGGGUGGGAAAAUCACGGAGUUCGAAGGCGUUAGUGGGACUUUUGAACUUGUGGGUUAG
Molecule: messenger RNA, 2343 nt
Organism: Xylaria bambusicola
Lineage: Eukaryota; Fungi; Ascomycota; Sordariomycetes; Xylariales; Xylariaceae
Product: Neutral/alkaline nonlysosomal ceramidase
Exons: 3
Coding region: 1-2343 (780 amino acids)
Biological process (GO): ceramide catabolic process; long-chain fatty acid biosynthetic process; sphingosine biosynthetic process
Cellular component (GO): extracellular region
Molecular function (GO): N-acylsphingosine amidohydrolase activity
Source: RefSeq, a predicted model, not a curated record